Molecule: messenger RNA, 934 nt
Organism: Neogale vison (American mink)
Lineage: Eukaryota; Metazoa; Chordata; Mammalia; Carnivora; Mustelidae
Product: transport and Golgi organization protein 1 homolog
Exons: 11
Coding region: 224-823 (199 amino acids)
Biological process (GO): endoplasmic reticulum to Golgi vesicle-mediated transport; vesicle cargo loading; protein secretion
Cellular component (GO): endoplasmic reticulum membrane; endoplasmic reticulum exit site
Source: RefSeq, a predicted model, not a curated record
GUACUUUGCUUAGGAAUUUAGAUUCUGCUCUAAGCCACGUGAAUCAUCCCGUGAUCCUGCAACCACGUUCCAGGACUGGCUGGAACCGCAUCGGGCGCACGGAGGUGGAGAAAGCCCUGAGCGAACAUCCGGCGUGGCAGGAUCAGCUGUGAGGAGCAGCCAGGACCUGACUGGAAGGAGUUAAGGAGGACACAGAGGUCCUUGUGUCUGUCUGUUGGCACUAAUGCAGCUUGUCCUUUCCUUGCCUGACCAUUUCUGUGUUGGCCCUGAUGUGAUUGAAGUUCUGUGGAAGCUUCUCAUUAUAACUGCCUGCUUGGGAACCUGUGCCUUUCUCAUUUACCUGUGGAGAACCAUCCUCGCUGUAAAGCCUCGACAGUAUGAAGACCAAAUAAAGAGUAAUAUUAAUCAGGUGCAAAGGGAAAUCAAGGAAAUUGAAAAAACCAUAGCCAGUUGGGAGGAGAAGGAGAACAUCAGAAAGGUGGAGGUCAUCAAUGAAAAUUUGAAGGACACCCUUCGUCUUAAACAGGCUCUCUCAGAAGUUGUGAGAGCCAGAGAUAACCAGACUGUGGAUGUGGUCCAAGAUGAAUUGGAUGAUGAAGUGCUGAGAGCCGUCACAUGCAAAAACCAAGAACUGGAAGAGAGCGAAAGGUUCCUGGAAGACCGGUAUAAUGCCCUGAGUUCUCAGAAAACAGCUAAAGAAGCGGAAUUGAACCUGCUAAGGAAGAAAGUGGAUAUGAUGGUGGAGUUCAGUGAACAACAAAAACGGACUGCAGAAGAGAAGUUAGAAGAGACCAUUAAUGAACUGAAUGCAACCAGGAAUUAGCUGUCAGCUGCCAAAGAAAAGCUGAACGUGACCGAAGAUGAAAUGGAGAAGUAUAGACAACAAGUGGAAGACAUGGAGCACCAGCUGCCAGAGGCGGAGUUGACCUUCCAA